GAAAAUUAAUUAAAUUUAAAUUAAAAGCUAACUAAAUAAAAUACAAACCGUUGACAUCGGUCAGCACUGUUUUCUACCCGGAGUCAAUUAGGAGGUGCACUCAUUACAAUGGCAACAUGUUCGAAAAACAGCGACGUAGUUGAUGAAAUAAACGAUCCUGGCGCCGCUCCUUACGGUAACUUCAUAAAUUACUACACCUUCAAUCCUCCAGAGAACCGCCUGAGUCUGAUUCCACCGUCACUGCUCGAGGAUUUAGGAUGCAGUGAUGAGACCACGCUGAUCCUGGACGUGGGCUGUAACUCAGGAGAACUGAGUGUAGCUUUCUACAAGCAUCUGGUGCCUGAGCCUGCAUCUGAAGAAGAGUCAGAUAGGAGGAGCGUUCAUCUCCUGGGCUUCGACUUGGAUGAAACCCUUGUUCAGCGAGCGCAGGAGAUCAACCGCCUGCACAGCAGAAUCACCUUCAUCCCUCUGGACAUCACUGAAGAUACUGACCAGCUGCAGGACUACCUCAGCCUGCAUGGCUGCUCCCACUUCCACCUGUGUCUGUGCCUGGCUGUGACCAUGUGGGUCCACUUAAAUCAUGGAGACUCUGGCCUGCUGCAGCUGCUCUCUCGCCUGGCCUCCAUGAGCCAGCACCUCCUGCUGGAGGCCCAGCCCUGGAAGUGUUAUCGCUCCGCGGCCCGGCGGCUGAGGAAGCUGGGCCGCUCGGACUUUGACCACUUUAAGACCCUGAAGAUCCGAGGGGAUGUAACCGAGCACGCCAGGGAGCACCUGGAAAGACACUGUGGCAUGGAGCUAAUCCAGAGCUUUGGCAGCACUGCAUGGGACCGUAAACUGCUGCUUUUCAGAAAGAGAUAAGGAGCACUGUGGAGAGUUGUCAUCAGCUGUGCAGGGAGGACAGCAGGAAAAGCAAAGACAGAUCAACUGUAAAGCUGUUAGAGAUUAAUCAGCUAUUGGUUUACUUUUCAAGUCACUUAAGAAAAUUGCUGCUUCAAAUCUAAAGAUUUUAUAAUAAACUGAGUAUAUUUGGAUUUUGUGCUCUUAAUCAAAGAGUGUGCAAGCACGCUGAAGUCACUUAAGUCAUUUUCCAGACUAAUGACUAAAGAAUUGCAAAAAAUUAGCAGAAGGGCUGUGACAAAUGUCUUUUUUUUUUUUAAGUCAAUAAAAU
Molecule: messenger RNA, 1168 nt
Organism: Archocentrus centrarchus (flier cichlid)
Lineage: Eukaryota; Metazoa; Chordata; Actinopteri; Cichliformes; Cichlidae
Gene: bcdin3d
Product: BCDIN3 domain containing
Exons: 2
Coding region: 109-858 (249 amino acids)
Biological process (GO): negative regulation of pre-miRNA processing
Cellular component (GO): cytoplasm
Molecular function (GO): RNA methyltransferase activity; O-methyltransferase activity
Source: RefSeq, a predicted model, not a curated record